CUUCCCCUUUCAGAGUGUGUGACGUCAAGUGACUGGCGUGUCCCGUUGGUGCCGUGUCCCGCCUAUUUGGGAGGCGCGGGCGGGCGGUGGGAUUGGCUGCUUUAGGGCGCCGCGAGACGAGGAAGUUGAGGAGGCGGCGGGGGGUUAGGAAGAUACCACUGCGGUGGGAGGAGAAGGGGGAUACUAUAUUGGGCACUUCCCCCCGUCACUCCCGUCCUGUGGAAGAUCCGGCUUUCUUUAAGGUUGGGCUCUUUACCGCCAUGGGAGAGAUUAAAAUCUCUCCGGACUAUAACUGGUUCAGAAGUACAGUUCCUCUUAAAAAGAUUAUAGUAGAUGACGAUGAUAGUAAAGUUUGGUCGCUCUACGAUGCAGGACCACGGAAUAUCCGGUGCCCCCUUAUAUUUCUCCCACCUGUCAGCGGGACUGCAGAUGUGUUCUUUCAGCAGAUUUUAGCCUUGUCUGGAUGGGGCUACAGAGUCAUUGCUUUGCAGUAUCCUGUUUACUGGGAAAUUUUUGAGUUCUGCGAUGGAUUCAGAAAACUAUUAGAUCAUCUACAGCUGGAUAAAGUUCAUCUCUUUGGGGCUUCCUUGGGGGGCUUCCUUGCUCAGAAAUUUGCAGAAUACACUCACAAAUCUCCCAGAGUCCAGUCUCUGAUUCUGUGCAACGCUUUCAGCGACACCUCCAUUUUCAACCAGACAUGGACAGCAAAUAGCUUUUGGCUACUGCCUUCCUUUAUGCUGAAGAAAAUCGUUCUUGGGAAUUUUGCAUCUGGCCCUGUAGACCCCGAAAUGGCUGAUGGAAUUGAUUUCAUGGUUGAUAGGCUGGAAAGCCUGGGCCAAAGUGAGCUUGCUUCGAGACUUACCCUCAACUGCCAGAAUUCUUAUGUGGAACCUCAUAAAAUCAGAGACAUCCCUGUGACUAUCAUGGAUGUGUUCGACCAGAGUGCUCUUUCCACUGAAGCAAAAGAAGAGAUGUAUAAGCUGUAUCCCAAUGCAAGGAGAGCCCACCUCAAGACGGGGGGUAACUUCCCUUAUCUCUGCAGGAGUGCUGAAGUAAAUCUCUACAUCCAAAUCCACUUACUUCAGUUCCAUGGUACCAGAUAUGCUGCAAUUGACCCCUCCAUGGUCAGCGCAGAAGAACUUGAAGUCCAGAAAGCCAAUCUCCAAGCCAGCACUGAGCAAGAGCAGCAGCAGGAGCUGUAGUGCCCAGGACUGGCAACAACACUUCAUCCAGAAGGUCUUAUCUUUUUUUUGGGGGGGGGGGGCAGUCUUCCCAUCCAGUUACAUCUUUCCAGUUUGCCUUUAUUCCUUCCUACUUAACCGGUUAGAACCGUGUCCUUUAAAGUAGGCUGUACUGAUUUCAUUAAAUGAAAUGCAACUAUGGACACUCGGUCGCAUUGCUGUUUCAAAUAAGGUAAAUUCAGAUGAUAAAAAAAAGUUAAGGAUGCAACUUUGGAUGAUUUGUUUUAAAAACAACCUGAGAUGAACUUUUGCUACCAAAGCUUUCACUAUUGUGUUCUUAAAAGAGAAUACUCUUAAAUAUCCAUGCUGAGAGGAGUAUGUAUGUAUCAUGAGCAAAUUAUAUACGUCUGCAAGUUCUGUUACAAUUGAUAGAAUAUUUAGUUUUAAAAACUAUGUUGAAGUGCCAAUAUUGCUAUUACUUUUCUUUAUAUACCAUUGCCAGUUAAUGACUUCAUUUGAGAUUAUAAAUCUUUUUUUUUAUUGUCUUGCUUUCUA
Molecule: messenger RNA, 1736 nt
Organism: Rhineura floridana
Lineage: Eukaryota; Metazoa; Chordata; Lepidosauria; Squamata; Rhineuridae
Gene: SPG21
Product: SPG21 abhydrolase domain containing, maspardin
Exons: 9
Coding region: 261-1202 (313 amino acids)
Cellular component (GO): cytosol; trans-Golgi network transport vesicle
Molecular function (GO): CD4 receptor binding
Source: RefSeq, a predicted model, not a curated record